This is a messenger RNA of Porites evermanni, 6393 nucleotides long. NCBI's taxonomy places the organism in Eukaryota, Metazoa, Cnidaria, Anthozoa, Scleractinia, Poritidae. The record is from the annotation of a GenBank genome assembly.
CAGUCAAAUUCAACAUUUAAACAACGAGUAACAAGGAAGCUGAUAAGUCAUGCCUUGGGAGUGGUUGGUUGUACUGGUCUCAUGUUUACCAGCUAUUUCACUAUCACUGGGGAUGAACAAUUUUACAAAUCUUUCAUCAUGCCUUCGGUGAUGAGAGUUCUUGGUGCUGAACAAGCUCAUACAUUUGCGGUCUGGUUAGCCAGUAAAGGCUUGAUUCCUGUUGAUGUGGACAGAGACCCUGAAAUACUGGUAAAUUUAGUGAACAAAGCCCUUCAGUAGUUUUUUCAGAAACUAAUUUUUUUUCUGGAAGAAAGCUUUCACAAGAAUAAUCAUUUUACAAUAGUUAGUUUUCAUUUAAAAAGGACUUUGUUUUAAUAUAAGGGCUUUUCUUACCAUGAAUUUAAAUCUUGAUGUUAAGUGGUAAGAUCUAAAGACAUCAGUAUACUCCUUUGUUCCAGAAUAUUUUCCAAAAAUGUUCAACUGAGAUAAUUUGAUGCUAUUCAUAGACUAUUUGUGAUUAUGAUUGUUUUCAUUUUCAUGCUGAUAUUGCAAUGCUGGAUUAUACAAUAAUUAUAUUGUCACGAUGACCACUCCACGAAAGCAAAUGUCUCUUCUAUCUCACUUCUUUUUAUUUUCUCUAUAAUAAAGCAAACUGAUAAAUAAUGAUAUCUUUAGCUUGUUUCUAUUUUUCUUAAUUUUUGUGCACAUGUUGUGAAAACAAUAAUAAAAAGUUAUUAUGAUCUUGUUUUGUCUUGUCUAGCAAACCAAUGUCUUUGGUCUUCAUUUUUGCAAUCCCAUUGGCUUAGCAGCGGGUUUUGACAAACAUGGAGAAGCAGUUGACGGACUAUUAAAAGCUGGAUUUGGUUUUGUUGAAAUAGGAAGUGUAACUCCAUUGCCACAACCUGGGAAUAACAAGCCAAGGGUCUUCAGACUUAUGGAGGACAAAGCUGUGAUUAAUAGGUGAACAAGUGUUUGAACAAAAAUUAAUUUUCAGAAAUUUCUUGUACUAAGUAUAACAUUUGUGCUUCUUGCAAUGGAGGAUUGGUAGGUGAGUGGUUAACACCUCAUUAUUUUGGAUCUGAAGGUGUGAGCUCCAGCUGUGAGGUCUGUUGCAGGGUUUGACUUUAGUGCUCACUCACUUGCUAAUGCAAGUGUUAAAAUUACCAGUAGCUCUGUGCCACAGAAACUGUAACUUUCAUUAACGCUCCAGCCUGAUGACUCAAACUCAGAUCUCAACAGGGUCAAGAAUCUUAACUGACCGAACCCAUAUUAAUCCAGCUGGCUAUUUACAAGCAUGAACAUUGAGGAUUUCAAAUCAGGACUAUGGGGAACAAAUCCAGCCAGUGAUCAGAGUGGGAAUUGACCUUAGUGCAUCCGAAUUGUCCAAUGCUGUAACUGCUAGGACACACUGCCUCGAUUAGCUAGAAAGGGCAUAGAGUUUCAUGGUCUGGUGGCAUUGCUGACUCCCUGUCAUACUAUACACACAAUCGCAGGGUCAUGUUUUUUUCCUUUCUCCCUUUUGCAUGGCCUCUUCCCCCCUUUCUUUCCUACCAUCAAGCUUUGAGAGGUUGUCCAAAAUGUGUUUCUCGUAUGGAAACUUGCAAAGAUGACCUUUGCAGAUGACCUGGGAUGUGCUCUAAAGCACUGGAUGGUUACAUGUUAAAACAAAAUUUAAGCUGCUUUAUAAGGAGCAUACACCAUAUCAGAAGGUCAAAACAGUUAGUGUUAAACACCACAGCCCUUAUGAAACUAAAUAAUAGACUAAACGAUAACAAUGUUCAGGGGCACCCAACGCCAAUUUUUGGAAAAUAUCUGUUCGGAAGACGAUUUGAUAUCUAGAAUUUUCGGAACAUUUGUUGAAAAAUUUUCUUGCUUGCCUGCCUCUCCUAGGAUUUUCGAACAUCUAAAAAAUGGUAUAAUUGCCCAUUUUUAAUGGAUUUUUACCCUAAAAAGGUCACCUAGAAUUUUCGGCAGCCUUUUUUCUGGCUGAAAUUUUCGAAAAGGUAAGUUUUAAUCCCUAUAAUUUUCGGAUCACUAAACUUUCAGCUAGGAAAUCCGAACAGAUGAAACAUUUUUAGGGGAUAAAAAUAUGCCUAUAUUUACCGUUUAAAUACUAAAAUACGUUCAACAAUGCUAUGUUUAAGUGGUUUUGAUCUACAUUCUCAUUGGGUGCUCCUGAAUGUUAUCUUGUCUAUUUGGUAGGUAUGGUUUCAACAGCCAUGGGCAUCACGCUGUUCAGACAAGACUGGAGCAGCAGUUUCUUGUCCGGGGACAUCCCCCUGGGAUCCUUGGAAUUAACCUUGGUAAAAACAAGACAUCGGACAAUGCUGUGGGAGAUUAUGUCAAAGGAGUCCAAUGUUUCAGUGGUUUGGGGGAUUAUUUGGUGGUUAAUGUUUCAUCACCCAAUACGCCUGGACUGAGGUCAUUGCAGGGAAGAGAGCAACUAGCAAACUUAAUAGAUAAGGUUAGGAGAAAAAAAUAUACUAGUAAAUUAGGAGAUUAAGAUCUCAGGAAGUAUACUGUAGAUCUGAAGUGAUGGGAACAAAAAUUGAAAAUCCGUAGAAGAGACAAGCGGUAAAAAAUCCUUUUGGCCAAAGGUAAGUCCAAAAUAACAAGAAUGCAUUAUACUUUACUAGGGUUGUCAGAAAGUUUUGAAGGAGACGUCUGAGUUGUCAAAGUAAGCGGCCAGUCCAGGGAUAUUUUAUUUAAAAAACACCAUCCGUAAAGAAAUGCCAAGCAGAGUAGCCGGCCGAUACCAACCAAGUAGGUGGCAAUUUUUGGCAUCUGGCUACUUUUGACAACCCCUCUUUACAUGGAUAUAUCGUUUCAAUAACAAUGGCUGUUGUGAAACUUGAAGUUUCACUUUGAAAAAGAUUCUCUACUUCAAUCCAGCCCUCCCCGCCAAGAAAAAAAACAAACCCUGCUAAAAUUGUCUUGCCUCCAGCAUUAACCCAAGUUGUGAAUUUUACAGUUCUAUGCCAACAUAAGACAUGCAGAUGUUGUGCAUAUUAUGUCCUAGUUGUAGAUAAAAAAUAUUUUGAUGCUGUAAUGGAAAUCAUGCCGUGAUGCUUAUUCUCACUGUCUUAAUCUCGCAAGUAUUGCAGUCAUGGCAGGUCAAGCAUACCCCUCAAGAUUCUAUUAAUAAUUAAAAAAAUGAAUCCGUUAGUUGUUCCCGUAACUGGUGUCAAAUUCACAUCGGCAUUCCUGCAUGUGUAUUUGAUCUGAUUGAAAAUCUUUGGGUGGAUAACAUUACUUUGAAGACAUUUACAUCAAUUCAGGGAAACUGAGUUGGUGGAAAUUCCAUAACCGCCUCGCGCGUGUGAAUUCACGGCUCAUUAUACAUGCAACAAUGCAGAGAUCGGAACUGAAAUUUACAACUACCAACAGAUUCAACUUUCGAAUAAUAAAUUCAUUUAAUGGCAUCUUUGGGGGGUAUGCUUGACCUGGCUUGACUGUAAAUUUUGCGAAAAAUCAUGAGCCAAUUUUGCAAGUAUUAAAUUUUGUGAUUUUUCCCUAAUCGUGAAAUCUAAUACUCUCAAAAUUAAGUGAGAAUAAGGUAUAUAUAAAUACUCCAGGGCCCAGUUGUUUGAAGGCCGAUUAGUGCUUAACCUGGGGUUAAAUUUAACCCGGGUUUCUUUUUCAUGUGUUCAAAAGCAUUUUCUCGGAUAAUUUUCUGUGCUAUUUUUAGAGGUUCCAAUCAUCAACUUGUAGACAAAAAGAAUUAAACUGAAAUGCUUUCCAAGCUUUCAAAUCUGAAUUCAAAUCUCGAACUAACCCUGGGUUAUCUUAACCCAGCUUUGAACAACUCGGCCCAGCUGAAUACUCUAACCACUAAGCUACUGUGGCUUAUGUUUGGGCCAAACUUGAGAUACGCCCUGUGCUAUGCAAGAGCCAGAAUUUAUCAAAAUCAACUUUCAGUAGUGGUAAUCAUUGAUUUCUUGGUGUCCAAUUUCUUUCAGGUAUUAGAAGCAAGGGAUACUUUGCCUGACAAUAUGCGCAAUCCCUUGCUGGUGAAGAUAGCUCCAGAUUUGAGUGAAGAUGAUAAAGAAGACAUUGCAGCUGUCGUCAGUAGAAAUAAGGUUUGUUCUUAAUUAUCUCCUUUUUAAAAAGCAUAGCAAUCUUGGCUUAUAAAUUAUGCAUUGCUCAACUUGCUAUGGAAACACUCUUUAGCCAUUGGGUAAUAUAUUAUACUAAACCCAGGCAAAUGUAGCUUAUGCAAUCUGCUGUUACUCAGCAGUUUUGACAUGCCCCUCGCUGCUAAACGAUCUACAUGAUAAUCAAAUACUUUGCUUUAUUACGUGUAUAUGGCUAAUCCACAAACACCAAAGAUGAAGUUCAUCCUCAUGAUGUUCUGAUUGGCUUCUGAAUUGAAUCUUGUCCGCUCGGGAUUUCCCACAUUUGUCCCACGAGAAAAAGCCCUCUUUUUGGCCAUCACUUAAGCUUGUUUGGUCAAGAUGGCUGGACAUGGCCUUGUCCUUUUUUGCUUUUCUAUUUACCCUGAACUCUUGUUCCAUAAAAAUGCCAAAAAAAAGAGACAUGGACAAUAUCUAACCACCUUGACCAAAUGCAUAUAUAUAUUGGGCUUUGUUUACUUGUUUGGCUUGUUUACUUUACCGUAGAGUCAUCAAGAUAGGGAAUUUCUUAGAGUUCAUUCUUUGAAUAAAAAAGAUAUUGUUUAACCUUGAUCAAUUCCCUGAACCUUCAGUAACCACCCAUAUACAUGGAACCACAACCCUUGUACUACUUGAAUGUCAUCAGUUUUAACAGUGACAAAUCGGGUGUGGUUUAAAAAUCUUUUAUACACAAAUGAACAUGAUUCAGUCAAACAGGCUAGAAAUAAAUGCCUGAGAAAAACAUGUAAACAUGACCCAAGAUUCCAAUAAAAAUCUUGUUGCACUACCACUUGUACUUUCUUUCAUCUGAAACUACAAAAAAAUUUACAAAUUUGCUCAGCUUAAGAUACCAUCAUAGAAAAAUGCAUUCUUUGGUGGUUUUGGUACCAACAUGUAAUUAGGGUUUUAUGGGACCUAAUGAAGAGUUAUGUUUUGAAGAUGUCAAAAUUUAUUAAAGUUAGAUUACAUUUUUGUUCAUCAGGGUGGUGUAGAUGGUAUCAUAGUGACCAACACAACUAUCACCAGACCAGAGACUUUAAAAAGUACAAACAAGAUGGAGACAGGUGGUUUGAGUGGAAAACCUUUGACAGAACUUUCAACAAGCACAGUUAGAGACAUGUAUAAACUUACUAAUGGUAAGAGUUUUGACAUACAUUAUGCAAAACAGCUGCCCCUCGUAAGUGGUUUUAUUUUCUUGUGUCAGUGUGUGAUGAUGAACUUAAUUUAAGUGUCUAGUCUUCUAGCUGGCCUGGCCUGUAUAUGUUAUCUGCAAUAUAAUUAAUAUAAUUAUUAUUGGUGCCUAAAUUUGAUGAGACAUUAUGCCCUCAAAGUUGUUUCUUAUGUUUUUUCAACACUAUCUUCUUUCUAUUUAUUUCUGCCCGUAAUGAAUUAGGAGAGCUUGCAACUAUGUCUCUGGAAUUUGAAUCACCUUCCAAUUCACCUGUGGCUCCCCGUCUACUGAGCUGUCAGAUUUCUGCCAAUUAGCGCAAAGCGGAAACAAGCCUGAAUGUAAACAAACAAUGAAAAACAUGUGCCAAGGGUAAUGACGUCAUGAUUAAUGUCAUCUCUGCCAAUCAGCAUUUCACAUCGACUUUUUCAAUGCAGAUAUUCAAAUUUCAGAGAUGUAGUUGCAAGUUCUUCUUCCUUUUCCUGCCUCUCCGCCAGAGUGCCCCAGAGAGUUUGCUCACAGGCUACUUAAAAGUUUAUUUGUUAUCAUUUUGUUCAUCCUAUGGUGUAACAAUCAAAUGAAACCUCUCUGGUAGAACUUUUGAAUAGCACUAUUUUAAAACCUUGGAUUUAGCGAAAGAAAGAUUUGGAAUAUUCUGUGAUUUUUUACUCUGGCAACAGUUACUUUUAGGAAUUGAAGGGCUAAUUAAUCAAGAGUUAAACCCUUUAAGCCUCAAGAUCUACAUACAAAUUCUUCAGACUGAUCUCCACACAUUUCUUUUAAGAAUGGUUGAGAGAAUUUGGUUUAAAAUUAAAGCAUUCUCCCUUCUGUAAUCAAUUUAGUGAUUCUCAUAACCUUUUACUCUUGAUGAUCUGCUGAUGUUGUUAGGAGAAAAUUGAUGUUGUGAACUCUUGGGACCUAAACGGUUAAGGGAUAUGAUUUGUUUCAGGUAAGGUUCCUAUCAUUGGUGUUGGAGGAAUAUCAACAGGUCAGGAUGCUUAUGACAAAAUCAAGGCUGGAGCAUCUUUAGUACAACUCUACACAGCCCUUGCUUAUGAAGGACCUCCCAUUGUAAAGAAAAUCAAGAGGGAACUUGCUGAACUUUUGAAGUGA